This is a messenger RNA of Saccoglossus kowalevskii, 431 nucleotides long. RefSeq lists its product as uncharacterized. Gene Ontology annotation, cellular component: cytoplasm. The record is from RefSeq and is a predicted model, not a curated record. Gene Ontology annotation, biological process: response to reactive oxygen species; lipid metabolic process. Lineage: Eukaryota; Metazoa; Hemichordata; Enteropneusta; Harrimaniidae. Gene Ontology annotation, molecular function: protein binding.
CAGUGGAAUAUUGGGUGAUGAAGACAGACUACGUCAGCUACGCCAUUACGUAUAGUUGUCACAUGCAAAGGCCGGACGGGACCUGUAGGAGUGACAAGACAAUGCUUUGGGUGCUAUCGCGUACUCCAACACUAAGCGAUGAUGUCAGAAGUCAGCUUGACGACGACAUCAGAGAUCUAUGUGUUGAUCCAGACAUUGUUAUUGACUCAGAAGAUCCAUGCCAACCAGAGACAACCGAUAUGCUCGUAGUUGAAGAAGAAGAAGAAGAAGAAGAUGUCGACGAUGUUCCAAAAUGCACGCAACACGCUCGUACGGUGACACGAAGAAUGAACAGAGCCAAAUCAAUGGGAACGCAAAUUGCUGAUUUGACCUUGCCGCGCUGUGAUGAGAAUGGGAACUACAGACGAAAACAGUGUAAUCCGUUCUUGUGA